Messenger RNA from Amborella trichopoda, 1812 nucleotides. RefSeq names its product phosphoesterase. Gene Ontology annotation, molecular function: ATP-dependent polydeoxyribonucleotide 5'-hydroxyl-kinase activity; double-stranded DNA binding; zinc ion binding. Lineage: Eukaryota; Viridiplantae; Streptophyta; Magnoliopsida; Amborellales; Amborellaceae. The record is from RefSeq and is a predicted model, not a curated record. Gene Ontology annotation, biological process: DNA repair.
UUUGCAAGUUAUUUCUCCUUGGAAGGAGCGGGAAAAUAAUUGGCGCACGGAAUAUAAUAGUUCAGUCUCAUUUCAAGGAUUUGGGAAUAGAACUGGCUUUCUUAAUCGCUCCAUGCGUUCACCUCAAAUUAGGGUGCCCUUCUUGGACUGGUGCUUUGAAUUUGACAUCCAUGGCUUCGAAGAUAGUUGCAGAGUAUGCAAAGUCCGCAAGGUCUUCCUGCAAAAAGUGUGGAGCUACCAUAUCUAAGGAUUGCUUGAGGCUCGGAAUCGUAAGUAAAGGACCUGGUAAUUUCGAUGUCACGAAAUGGCAUCAUAUCGACUGUUUCCCUUCUGAAUCGCACGAGGUUAUUGGAGAGAAGAUUAGUGGUUUCUCUUUACUGAAGCACAUUGAUCAGGAAGCAUUGCGAAAGGUUGCUCAUAAUCGUAAAGCAUUUAACUCUUUAGAUGCUGAGGAAAAGGAUAAGGGAAGUUCAAAGAAAUUGAAGACAUAUGGAAUAUAUAAAGAAGUGGCAGGAUCUAGUGUUGACAAAAUGCAAGGUGAAGGUGAUGGUAAUGUGGAGGAAAAUAAGGAUUCAGAGUUGGAAAUAAAGUUUUCUGUUAAUGAGAUCAAGGAGAAGUACAAGGAUGCUAACCUUAUUCCAAACUGGAAGGCAUUUCAGACAGUCAUUUUUCUGGAACAGGAAGAUGGAUUUCACACAUCAAGUAAGAUUGCUGCAUUUGAUUUUGAUGGCUGCCUUGUGAAAACAUCUGUGAAAAGAGUUGGUCCUGAUGCUUGGUCCCUUCUCUAUCCUUCAAUACCAGCAAAACUGCAAAGUUUGUACAACAAUGGGUAUAAACUGGUGAUUUUCACUAAUGAAUCUAACAUUGAUCGGUGGAAGAACAGCAGGCAGAAAGCCGUUGAUUCUAAGAUUGGACGCCUUAUCAACUUCAUCAAGCUUGUGAAGAUUCCUAUCCAGGUUUUCAUAUCUUGCGGAAUGGAGGGCACUGGUGAUCCUUUUCGAAAACCUAGAACUGGAAUGUGGAGAUUGCUGCAGAAAAAUUUCAAUUCCGGCCUUGAGAUUGAUAUGGAUCAAUCCUUUUAUGUUGGCGAUGCAGCAGGGAGAAAAGGUGAUCAUAGUGAUGCUGAUAUCAGAUUUGCCAAGGCUGUCGGCUUAAAAUUUUAUGUGCCAGAAGAAUUUUUUCUCUCAGAGGCUUCUUGACUUGUGAUGGAUACGCGUCAAAGUCAUAUUAUCUGAUAUUUGUAUGUCAUGGAUGAGUCCGUUGGAUGAGGGAUUUUUGGUGGCAAAAUCAAUUGGAAUGUCCAACUCCUCGUUCAUUAGGGUAGUUGCAGAAGUUGAACUAGUUGAAUGGUUGACAAAAAGGUUUCUGGUAAAUCUGCUUUGCAUGUCAAGGGUAAGUGGGCCCAAAAAGCCAAUUAGACUCAUCCAUAAUUUAGAUUUCCGCUGGGUCCUCAUGUCGCAUGUCAAGAGGUAGGAUUCUCUUUCUUCUCGUGUAAUGUAUCUUCUAUUUAGUUUGAGAUUGAAAUGUUAGAAUUUGAUUGCAUUUCUUAGGAACUCACAACCAAGCAUAUAGCUGAGCUGCUAUAUUUCGGAGUUCAAAACUUGUUAUCGAUUGGCUUGUAUCCAUCUCUCUUCCCCUACUGGCAUUGUAGAUAUGUACUGCAGGAUUCCUUUCACUUGUAGGGGUAUUUGAUGGUUUUAUUUUGCUUGUAAAAUAUUAACAUGAUUCAUCCCAUGCUCCAUAAAAUUGGAGUACUUGGGUCUGGAUUUGCAGAAAUGGUUACUUUAAUAAGAAAAUUAAUAAUUCGGAGUG